ACGUUCUUCAUGGGACUAACAAUUGCGACGUCUUUUGAGGACGUGCCCACAACGUUUCUGGGACGUUAGCCAAGAUUCUAAAAAAUUUAACUUUACCACGACGUCGCCAUAAAGUAAUGUCGCGCUGACCAAAGGACGACGAAUUGGCGACGUCCUCACAACGUUCUGUGUUUGCUGGGUACACACAUAUGUGUGUGCGUGUUGUAUAAAAUUCACAGUAUUUCUCCGUGGUGGGGAAAGUCGUGCACGAUACAUAAAUUCUGUUGGUGAAACGGGAGAGGAGGGUUGAAGUUAACUUCAUUUCCCAUAAGUCAACUUGAGACACAUUGCGACACGUACGUCAGGAGCGUAAGUUUUCAUUGGCGCUUGAGGACGUUUACGCAGUGCUCACAUAACAAGUCGACCCUCACGAGCACCACCAGGCAAGGACUUUCGCCAGAACAGAUUCUCAGGCAGCGGUGUUGAAAAUGGCAGUGGACUGGGCUGGAUAUGGGUACGCAGCACUAGUAGCAUCUGGAGGAGUCCUAGGAUACGUAAAAGCAGGCAGUGUCCCGUCCCUGGCAGCAGGGCUGCUCUUUGGUGGUUUGGCUGGUUUUGGUGCUUACCAGACAUCACAAGAUCCCAAAAAUAUUUGGGUGUCUUUAGCUGCAUCUGGGACACUUGCUGCUAUAAUGGGAAAGAGAUUCUAUACCUCGCGCAAAAUCAUUCCAGCUGGUCUUAUUGCUGGAGCAAGUGUGCUGAUGCUGGCAAAACUCGGAGCCGGAAUGCUACAGAAACCUCAGCAAUCAUGAUACCCAAACAGAAAUCACUGCUUUCAUUCAAACAAUUUUCUUUGAACAACAUGUCAUUAAAGCUCAUUGUCAUAUUUUGUAUAAAAUGUACAAUAAAAAUGUAGUUGUCAGGAGAAUUU
Molecule: messenger RNA, 910 nt
Organism: Onychostoma macrolepis
Lineage: Eukaryota; Metazoa; Chordata; Actinopteri; Cypriniformes; Cyprinidae
Gene: tmem14ca
Product: transmembrane protein 14Ca
Exons: 5
Coding region: 468-791 (107 amino acids)
Biological process (GO): regulation of heme biosynthetic process
Cellular component (GO): mitochondrial membrane
Source: RefSeq, a predicted model, not a curated record